AUGCCGGACAAGCCAAAAACGUUCUUUACGCCUGGCCAAAGAGACCAGAUGACCAAACAAGGCAACAGCUCCAAGGAGGAGCGGGAAAAGAAGGCGGCAGAAAGGAAGGAGAAGGCCAAUACAGAGAUAAGGACAGCAGCCGGCAAUGACUCGAGGGAGAGGCGCGGCAAAGACAAAACGGAGAUCAUUGACCUAUAUGCGAACAGCAAGGGAGGGAAGAAAUAG
Messenger RNA from Penicillium cinerascens, 225 nucleotides. RefSeq lists its product as uncharacterized. NCBI's taxonomy places the organism in Eukaryota, Fungi, Ascomycota, Eurotiomycetes, Eurotiales, Aspergillaceae. The transcript has a single exon. The record is from RefSeq and is a predicted model, not a curated record. The coding region runs from base 1 to 225 and encodes 74 amino acids.